This is a messenger RNA of Ipomoea triloba (trilobed morning glory), 2466 nucleotides long. Its product is annotated as ubiquitin-like modifier-activating enzyme atg7. Gene Ontology annotation, biological process: protein modification by small protein conjugation; autophagy of mitochondrion; cellular response to nitrogen starvation. Gene Ontology annotation, molecular function: Atg8 activating enzyme activity; Atg12 activating enzyme activity. The transcript has 14 exons. Gene Ontology annotation, cellular component: phagophore assembly site; cytoplasm. Bases 200 to 2350 code for a protein of 716 amino acids. The record is from RefSeq and is a predicted model, not a curated record. Lineage: Eukaryota; Viridiplantae; Streptophyta; Magnoliopsida; Solanales; Convolvulaceae.
AAAACUUUUCUGAACUUCAGAGGUUUAAAUCUGGUUGGAGACUUGGAGUCAAGAGAGGGAAUAAAACUAGUGUUUGUAGUUCACAGUAUAAAAUUAUUAUUUUGUUGCGAAAGACUGCAAGAAAAGAAAUAACUUAAAGCAAAGACGCCAUUUAUGCAUCUUAAGCAAUAGUAAUUUAAAGAAAAGGCAAAUCGGAGGCAUGGGCGAUGAUGCGAAGAAGGCAAGCAAGGUUCUUCAAUUCUCGCCGUUUCAGAGCUUGGUAGAUGUGGGUUUCUGGCACAGAUUCUCUUCGCUCAAGCUCAAUCAGUUGGGCCUCGAUGAUUCCCCAAUUCCCAUCACCGGUUUUUAUGCACCUUGCUCGUAUCGUCAAGUUUCUAACCACUUGACUCUUCUUUCUGAAUCUUUGCCACCUGAGCAUGGUGAACAAUCGCAAUGGAAUCUGAGAAGUAAGGGGAAUAGGAACCGAUGCCCUAUUCCUGGCACCCUUUACAACACAAACACAUUGGAGGCCUUCCACGCACUUGAUAAGCAAAGCCUAAUAAAGGAAGAAGCUAAAAAGAUAUGGGAUGACAUUCACUCUGGUAAAGUGGAGGAAGAUAGUGGUCUGCUUUUGAGAUUCUUGAUUAUAUCAUUUGCAGACUUGAAGAAGUGGAGCUUCCACUAUUGGCUUGCAUUCCCUGCUCUAGUUCUUGAUCCUCCUGCAACAUUAGUUGAUUUGAAGCCAGCUUCCCAGUGCUUCAGCCUCGAGCAGGCUGAAUACUUAACAGCAGCUUGCAAUGAUUGGCGUAACACAAGUUCCAGAACAGAUGUUCCAUUUUUCCUCGUAUCUAUUGCUUCAAAUUCUCAUUUCACUCUAAGGCCACUGGGAGAUUGGGAAACUUGUAAAGAUGAGGGUCACGAGGUUCUUUUUGGUUUUUAUGAUCCCUGUAACCUCCCAAAUAAUCCUGGCUGGCCACUGCGCAAUUAUCUUGCAUAUAUUUGUACAAGGUGGGGACUUGAAAAGGUUAAAUUCUUCUGCUACCGAGAGAACCGUGGCAUUGCAGAUUUGGGAUUGUCCCUUGUUGGAGAAGCAUUUAUAUCCGUUUCUCAAGGAUGGAAGGAUCAUCAUAAUAUUCCUAAAGUUGUGGGGUGGGAGACCAACAAGGGGAAGAUGGCUUCAAGAUGUGUCAGCCUUGCCGAAUCUAUGGAUCCAACAAGGUUGGCAAUUUCUGCUGCGGAUUUGAACUUAAAACUAAUGAGAUGGCGUGCAUUGCCUUCGUUGAAUAUUAAUAUCUUGUCUGCUACUAAAUGUCUUCUACUGGGAGCCGGUACACUUGGAUGCCAGGUUGCUAGAAUGCUUAUGGCAUGGGGUGUUCGGAAAAUUACAUUGGUUGACAGUGGAAAGGUCUCGAUGUCAAAUCCAUUGAGACAGUCUCUGUAUAUUCUGGAUGACUGCUUGAGCGGGGGUAAAUUUAAGGCCGAGGCUGCUGCUGAAAGUCUUAAACGAAUUUUUCCAGCUGUGGAAUCGGAUAGCGUUGUGAUGGCUAUUCCAAUGCCAGGUCACCCAGUGCCAAAACAAGAAGAGAAUAAUGUACUUGAUGACUGUAGACGCCUGCAAGAUUUGAUCUCUUCACAUGAUGUGAUCUUUUUAUUGACUGAUACUCGAGAAAGCCGGUGGCUUCCAAGUCUGCUUUGUGCCAGUGCCAACAAGAUAACUAUUACUGCAGCUUUAGGUUUCGAUAGCUUUCUUGUCAUGCGUCACGGAGCGGGUCCUACGAGCACUACGCAAAAUUUACUCGAUGAGACGUCUGAUUCUAGCUCUGCCACGACUUCCAAUAUCAAAAACCUCACACUCACCGACAAAAGUCCAGCAGGCGAGAGAUUGGGGUGUUACUUCUGCAAUGAUGUAGUUGCGCCUGUUGAUUCAACUUCCAACCGGACAUUGGACCAGCAGUGCACAGUUACUCGUCCCGGGCUUGCUCCUAUUGCGUCUGCCCUUGCUGUUGAACUUUUGGUGGGAAUAUUGCACCAUCCUCAGGGGUUACAUGCCAAAGCCGAAUUUGCAAAUUCUGUUGAUAACAGGAGCAACGAACAACCUCUUGGCAUACUACCUCAUCAGAUCCGCGGCUCCUUGUCUCAAUUCUCUCAAAUGAUGCUCGUAGGUCACGCUUCUACUAGUUGCACUGCUUGUUCCUCCAAGGUUGUAUCAGAAUAUGAGAAGAGGGGGAUGGAUUUUGUCCUUGAAGCCAUCAAUCACCCUACAUAUCUAGAGGAUCUAACUGGAUUGACAGAGCUGAUGAAGUCUGCUGGAUCUUUUGAACUCGACUGGGAUCCGGCGAUUGAAGACGAUGAAGAUUGUGUUGAAUUAUAAUAAAUAUAUUUAUGUAAUAUAAACUACUCAUUCAUUUUACAAGUAAUUGCGCUGGAUUGCCAAAGCUUUCUCCUCAAAAUCUCUUAUUUCUUCCUAUUAUAUUGUUUUGCUCUAAA